Molecule: messenger RNA, 1002 nt
Organism: Mycena indigotica
Lineage: Eukaryota; Fungi; Basidiomycota; Agaricomycetes; Agaricales; Mycenaceae
Product: Protein kinase domain-containing protein
Exons: 7
Coding region: 1-1002 (333 amino acids)
Biological process (GO): sphingolipid biosynthetic process
Cellular component (GO): endoplasmic reticulum membrane
Molecular function (GO): 3-dehydrosphinganine reductase activity
Source: RefSeq, a predicted model, not a curated record
AUGGCUGUUGUGGCCUUCACCACCGGCCUAAUUUUGCUUGCUGCCCUCCCGCUCGUUUUCUCCAUGUUCUUCGCCAAGAAAUGGUCCCCCAAAGGACUCCACUGUUAUGUUACUGGUGGCUCUAGUGGGCUGGGAUUAGCGUUGGCUCUGCUGCUCACGCGUAGGGGUGCCCAUGUCUCUAUAGUCGCGAGAGACGAGAAAAAACUCAAGACUGCAUUGGCGGAAUUGGAGAAAGCUCGACAAAAUCCAGAUCAGAAGCUGAACUCUUAUUCAUUUUCUUUGAAUGAAGCCGAUGCGUCCACCGCUGCUCUUGAUGCCGCUUCAGCCCCCCAUGGCGGCCGUACCCCAGAUGUCAUCUUUCUCUGUGCAGGAACGGCUACACCUGGAUUCUUCGUUGAACAGACCGAAGUUUCGCUUCGUAAAGCGAUGGACUCCGCGUACUGGGUACAAGCAUGGUCAGCUUUGGCGGCGUCCAAAAGAAUGGUACGAGAAGGGGUCAAGGGCAAGAUUGUGUUCACAUCUUCCAUUCUGGCCUAUUUCUCGAUGGUCGGCUACUCUUCUUACUCCCCCGGCAAACAUGCCCUUCGAGGGCUGGCUGAAACUCUGCGGUCGGAGAUGCAACUCUACGGGAUAACCAUUCACUUGUUCUGUCCUGGCACAAUUUACAGCCCUGGCUACGAGGAGGAAAACAAAACAAAGCCCGAAAUAACCUUGAAGAUCGAGGAGGCCGAUUCCGGUCUUCAGCCCGAGCAGGUUGCGGAUGCCUUGAUAGCGGGCAUUGAGCGAAACGACUUUCAUAUUGCCGCAGAUUUUCUGGGGAACAUUUUCCGGGCUUCAACACGUGGGGGAACGCCACAAAACAAUGUCUUGGUCGACACAUUUUUUGCACUGGUUGGUUGGGUGGGACUGCCCAUAUGGCGGAAGGGCGUAGAUGCGUUGAUUAUUGCUCAUGGAAAGGAAAGACACGUCGAGUACCUGAAGGAACGGAAUUUUUUCGACUAG